Messenger RNA from Penicillium coprophilum, 354 nucleotides. RefSeq lists its product as uncharacterized. The record is from RefSeq and is a predicted model, not a curated record. Bases 1 to 354 code for a protein of 117 amino acids. NCBI's taxonomy places the organism in Eukaryota, Fungi, Ascomycota, Eurotiomycetes, Eurotiales, Aspergillaceae. The transcript is spliced from 2 exons.
AUGUCCGAUUCUACCUUCCACACCACUGCGCAAGACAUUCGCAAGGCCGAGUCCAAGGUUGCCCAGUCACACGGUGGCAAGCCCCCAGCAGACUCCGACGUCUCUCAGAUGAAGUCGAUUAUCGAUCAAAACACCGACAAGCCCGCAGAAAUCGAGAACACCAAGGCCAACCUGCCUCUGCCCAAACAACCUCCAGCUGCCAGCGAUUUCAACUCCCUUGACCAGCGGACCACUGGUGUUGGAUCUGGACGUGUCGAGUUCCCCCCUGAUAACAGUGGCCUGCGCGAGGGUGCAGCUGCCGGCAGCAGCGCCCGCAUUGAUGGCAAGCAGCUGCACAAGACCACUGCGCCCUAA